Adelges cooleyi (spruce gall adelgid) is the source of this 1266-nucleotide messenger RNA. RefSeq names its product glutamate receptor ionotropic, kainate glr-3-like. The record is from RefSeq and is a predicted model, not a curated record. Gene Ontology annotation, cellular component: plasma membrane. Bases 61 to 1239 code for a protein of 392 amino acids. Gene Ontology annotation, molecular function: ligand-gated monoatomic ion channel activity; signaling receptor activity. The transcript is spliced from 7 exons. Lineage: Eukaryota; Metazoa; Arthropoda; Insecta; Hemiptera; Adelgidae.
GAAUGUCGUUGAAUAAAAGUACCGUUAUUAUUAUUAAUACGCUUUCCUCGUCAAAGUUUAAUGACUGUAUCAUCUCCAGACAAAUACAUGCACUUGAGCAACUACUCGCAAGCCGGAUUCACUGUCGGCAGGGACAUGUUGAAGGAUGGCAUUGCAGAUGUCCUAUUAAUACCAGUGAUAGUAACCACGACGGAUGUUCAAGAUUUUGACUUCACGAUACCUAUCACCAAGAGCUGGUAUGAGCUUUAUUCCAAAUAUACGGUGAACCGGGCCACUUCGGUGUCGUACCUAGUCACUUGGAGUCCCGAGGUGUGGGCGGCGUUUGUGUUGACCACUUUACUGAUCGCUCUAUGUGUGUGGACGGUGACGAAAAUCAGAUCCUAUACGGGAACGUCUGACGAUGAAGAGGUCAUCCGACCCAACAUCAUUUCGUGCAUAUUCGUCGUGUGGGGUUCAAUCUGCAGCCAAGGACUCCAGGCCGGCAGUACAGCUUGUUCCGUGAGGACCGCGACGUGGGUCACUCUAGGAUUUGGGCUGUGCAUGAGCACGGCUUAUUCGGCUGUACUGUUUUCGCGGUUGGCUGUGGGCAAAACCGAAAUGGCCGUAUCGUCGUUGGAAGCCGUUGCCUGGUCAAACACAUUUUCGCUAUGCGUCCGUCGCGAGAGCUUCGGGUUUCUACUAUUCAAAGUGAAGGAGACGGAUCCGUUUAUUAUGGAAAAGUGGACGAACGUGGUGAACCGAGCACCUUGUCCCGAACAGCAGGCAGGCAAUAUAAAAUCAGUGGCCAAGUCUGUUUGCCAGGAUAACGUUUUGGCUUUGGAGACUCCCAUGAUUAUGUCCAAGGCAAUGUACGAUCAAGACGGUUGCAGAGUGGUGUCCGUAGCCGGGCGACACGCUGUGGCUUACGUAUCGUUUCUUAUGAAAAAAGGCUUUCGCCACAAGGCUUCUGUUAAUCAUAUAUUGCUACGGCUGUUGACAACGGGCGUGUCAAAUUAUCUGCAAAAGAAGUGGUUGUCUAAGGAGUUCCCCGACAGCACUUGGUCGGGUGCCGAAGAUAUUUCAGUGACCAUAAGCCACGUAGAUGGGUUACUAGUCGGGUUUCUGUUGGCCGUUAUUGUAUCUUUUUCUGUGUUGUUGAUCGAACGGACUGUGGCCAAGUACAAUUCUUUUCAACUGACCAAACGACGUUUAAACGACAGGAUCGUAAGAAGCAUGGGUAACCGUUCUAGAUUUUACUGACACGUCUUAUAGUACCUACCCAUAGAA